AUGCCGCCUGCUCCCCGUCCACUCGAGGACCCCUGGCCGCGAACGAUUGCUUGCAUUCAUCGCAUUGCUUGCAUCCUCGUGUGGUAUCUGUCCCACGCGAAAGAAAAUAGACAGCAGCAUCCUCCUCGCAGGUCUAGAGCUCCAAAAAGUCAGCUCCACCGUCAAGAUCCCCCCCCGGGGUACUCGCCAGGUAUCCUUCCCUUCCCUUCACUUAGCGAGGCCAUCCCACCAGUUCGUGAGCAUCUUCGUCCAUUUUCCCUCCCAUCCGACUCAAUUAAAGCCCAUGUCACGGCCAUAGCUCCCCCACCAUCCCGACUCCUAAUUCCCCGACCUCCCCUUCCUUCAGCUUGACCUCGCGUCCGUCCGUGUCUAGCGCCACCGAGACACAGAGACAACUUUUUUCUGCUCUUCUUUUUCGCUCCCCAUAGGGUCGCAUUCUCCAGCCUUGCAUAUCGCUGCACACAA
Messenger RNA from Colletotrichum destructivum, 465 nucleotides. RefSeq lists its product as uncharacterized. The transcript has a single exon. The record is from RefSeq and is a predicted model, not a curated record. Bases 1 to 351 code for a protein of 116 amino acids. Lineage: Eukaryota; Fungi; Ascomycota; Sordariomycetes; Glomerellales; Glomerellaceae.